Molecule: messenger RNA, 983 nt
Organism: Daucus carota subsp. sativus
Lineage: Eukaryota; Viridiplantae; Streptophyta; Magnoliopsida; Apiales; Apiaceae
Exons: 4
Coding region: 156-680 (174 amino acids)
Cellular component (GO): myosin complex
Molecular function (GO): cytoskeletal motor activity
Source: RefSeq, a predicted model, not a curated record
AUGGAAACAAUUGAAGGACAAAACAGUUAUACUCCUGGUAAUGACUCACAAUUUCUAAGUUUUUGUCCUUGGAAAAAAAGAAAAAACCUCAAACAUUAGGAUUUUGUCCUCCAUAACUUACAUGAAGAGAUAAUCUGACGCUCUAAUCGAAAGAGAUGGCUGAAGAAACGAGCGAAGAAAAUCAAGAGCCCCUUAUGAUGAGGGACUUCCAAGGUGAUUAUUUGGACGUUGCUUCCAUCCCUUUUCUCGCGAAGAUUCUCGACAAACAAGGUGACAAAAUGAUAUUCUUUGCAGACAAAGUAUUAAAAUUUACCAGCACUGGGAAGAUGAAGAAACGCAUUCUUCUUGUCACUGAUUCUGCAGUAUACAUGGUUGACCCAGACAUGGGGACAAUUAAGAGACGCAUCUCUCUAGCUGCUGUCGAGAAAGUUUCUUUGAGUGAAUUAAGUGACAAUUUCUGUGCCAUUAUUAUACCAACAGAGUAUGAUAUUCUCUUGGCUAGUACUCGGAAAACUGAAAUUGUAAAUAUGUUAACGGAAGCUACCAAGACUACAUCAAACUUUGAACUUGAGGUUUAUAUAUCAAACAGUUUUGAGUACAAUGCGGCUGCUGAUGUGGUGAAAGAAAUAAUAUUUGAGGAAGUUGAAGGUGGAGUUAAAACUAAAUUUCUUCGGAAAUGAGUUGCAGUUUGGUUAGGACUUGAUUCCCAGAUUGCUGUUGCUCUGACCUAUAUGUCUCGAGUAAAUUGGGGGAUUAAUAAUGGCCAUCAGCUCAUCAGCUUAUUCUGUAGAAGUGAUAAAUUCUUUUGUUUGCUAAGCUAUCUUGUCAGCCUUCUCCCUAACCGUGACAGGUGUUAUACAUCAUAUUUCUUGCAGUAAUUGGUAUUUGUGUAUUUGUUUGAUUUACCCAUGUAUGUACAACUUCUGAUUAUAAAUCCUGAUUGAGCGCUUUUGAGUGCCCAGCAAAUUUUUGGAAGCAGAGAA